Messenger RNA from Dermacentor silvarum, 1459 nucleotides. RefSeq names its product elongation of very long chain fatty acids protein AAEL008004. The record is from RefSeq and is a predicted model, not a curated record. Gene Ontology annotation, cellular component: endoplasmic reticulum membrane. Gene Ontology annotation, molecular function: fatty acid elongase activity. Lineage: Eukaryota; Metazoa; Arthropoda; Arachnida; Ixodida; Ixodidae. The coding region runs from base 124 to 948 and encodes 274 amino acids. Gene Ontology annotation, biological process: sphingolipid biosynthetic process; fatty acid elongation, monounsaturated fatty acid; fatty acid elongation, polyunsaturated fatty acid. The transcript has a single exon.
UGAAUUCGGAAGGAAGACGAAUGGAAAAAGGACGCGUCUUAAACACGCGCACCUCAGAUACGCAUCGGGCCGCGCGAAGUUCACUUCUCCGUCUUCCAACUGCCCAGGUCCGCAGGAAGCGCCAUGGAGAACUACACAGAUUCCGAAUCGGCGUCAGCUUUCUUCCGGCGUGACCCGCGCACCGCCGACUGGGCUCUGGUGGGCAACAAGCAGUUCAUCGUCUUUCUAGUUGCCGCCUAUGUUUACAUCGUCAAGAUCGGCGGGCCUCGGUUCAUGAAGGAACGCAAGCCCUACGACAACAUCAAGCCCCUGAUCUUGCUCUACAACGCUGUCAUGGUGCUACUCAACUGCUACUUCGUCGGUGCAUUCUUCUCGAGGAGCUAUUGGGGCGGCGGCUACAGUCUUUUCUGCCAGGGCAUCGACUUCCAGGCACGGGAUGCGCUGACGAUGAGCAUGCUGUCUCACGUGUGGUGGUACGUGAUGGUGAGGAUUGCCGACUUCCUGGACACCAUCUUCUUCGUCCUGCGCAGGAAGGACUCGCACAUAUCGUUCCUGCAUGUCAUCCACCACAUCUUGGUCGUCUUCAACGGUUGGUACGGCCUAGCCUACGGAGCAGAUGGACACGCUGCCUUCGGCAUCAUCUUCAACAGCUUCGUGCACGUGGUCAUGUACUCCUACUACUUCUUGUCUCUGUUGGGACCCUCGGUGCAGAAGUACCUGUGGUGGAAGCGCUACCUCACCCAGUUCCAGCUGGCGCAGUUUGUACUCAUGUUCUUCCACAUGACCGUACCGCUAUUCGUGAACUGCGGUUACCCUCUGGCGCAUAUAUGCAUCACGUUGCCACAGGGCGUCUUCUUCUUCGCAAUGUUCAUGAACUUCUACAUCAAGAGUUACUCUAAUCGAAGGAGGCCUCAGCAACGCGAGGAGGUCAAGAACAAAGUUCAGUAAUUUCAGUCAGCUGCAAGUCUGUUAAAAGGAAGCACUCACUUUGCGACAUUGCAGUUUUUUUUUUUUAUUUCUUCUUGUUCUACUUCUUUUUUUUUUAGCGCAGGCAAUGAGAAGUCUUGCAAGGGUUAGUGUGUAUUACGGUCGCACAGAGUAAAACACGUGAAAAAUCAGCUGUUAGGCGUCGGACUCCGCACUUCAUUACCUCCUCCUAGUCCUCACACCUCCUGUAGACAAGCCGAUAGAGCAUGUGUCGUGUGGCGUCCUGAAGAUUGAUUUGUUGAGGUUACGAUUAUCGAAAGGAUCACAGCUGGCCUUUGGUUUACGCAUGCCGCAGACAUAUAAGUGUGCAGAAAAGGCCUGCACGGGCUCAAUGUGAAGCUCGAUUUCAAGUACAGUUAAGCGAACUAAAUACGAAUGUGACGAAGUAGACAUGGCAAAAAAAAAAAAAAAAAAAACUACGCCUGAGAGCAUGAAUGCUCACAGCAUAUGCUGGCUUACACAGUUAUAUUCC